AUGCCCCUCCAACUAAAAGAAUCCGACAUCCCCCCCCUCACCUCCAAAACCGCCCUGGUAACGGGCGCAACCUCGGGCAUUGGCCUGCAAACCGCCAUCCUCCUCGCGAGCCGGGGCGCAACCGUGCACAUCGCCUCACGUGACGCCGCAAAGGGUCAAGAGACCGUGAGGUCGCUGCGCGCACAGUACCCAUCGCACACGUACCGCCACCACCCCCUCGACCUCUCCAGCAUCGCCAGCGCCGCCAAGUCCGCGGCGCUCUUCGCCCGCGAGAACACGCGCCUGGACAUCCUGGUGGCGAACGCCGGCGUGGCCUUCCUCGCCGUGGACGAGCUAUCGGUGGACGGUCUGGACAGGGUGUUCGCCGUGAACCACGUCGGACACUUCGUCUUCGUGUCCGGCCUCCUACCCCUCCUCCGCCGGACGGCCGAGGAGAGCGGGGACGUGCGCGUCGUCGUGACGAGCUCCGACGCCUACAAGUUCGUCGACCGGGUCGAUCUGUCCGACGUUGCGCGUCUAAUUCCUGGCGACGGGAGGAGCGUGCGCCACAUGGCCGGCGCCGGGAGGAGGUAUGCGAGGAGUAAGCGGGCCAACAUACUCUUCGCCAUGGAGUUGGAUAGGCGCCUGCACGCUCCGGACCAGGCGGGGCGUGCCGGUGCUGUCGGUGUUAGGGUUAAUGUGUGCCACCCUGGGGUAAUUGGCGGAACGGGCUUGGGGGCUAGUGUACUUCCUUCCCUUCCUUCCUUCCUUCCUUCCUAUAUAUCUAUUGCAUCAUAUCAUACCUUCUUGUUAUAUAUAUAUAUAUAUAUAUACUUACGUGCCCUGAUGGGUGUUGGUUGAUAGGGCUUCGGCAUACCGGUCUGGACGUCAAGACUCAUACGUAGACUCAUCAGCGUCGUCAGCUUUACCUCGCGCGAGGGUGCCAUGACGCAGACGUUGCUAGCCGCUGCCGAGAGGAUCCGUGAGGAGGAUGUGCACGGGUGCUUCUUCAUCCCCAGGACUGGGUGGAAUAUGCGUUAUACGCACUCCGAACAGGUCGACUUGGGCGAGUGGGCACGGAGUGAGGAGGAUGCCAAGGCUUUGUGGGAGUGGACCGAGGGAUUGGUUGAUAAGGUACUUGGGAAGGGGAAUUGGGGGGGCGAGUGA
Molecule: messenger RNA, 1146 nt
Organism: Tuber aestivum (summer truffle)
Lineage: Eukaryota; Fungi; Ascomycota; Pezizomycetes; Pezizales; Tuberaceae
Source: the annotation of a GenBank genome assembly